AUGAAACAUUUUCCAGAGAAUGUACAGAAAUUAUUAAUAGAUGCAAGAAUACCAAUUGACCAAUUGAAACCAGUUUAUUAUGAAUUGACUAUUGGUGAACAAUUUCCAGAUGAUUCUAUUCGAUUAAUUGAAGUUAACAAUACGUUAAUUGAAGAAUUAGAAAAGAGUAAAAAACUAGUCAUUCGAGGAGCAAAUGAUGAUUUUGCUGCAUUAUGUACAGCAAAUCAAGUAUUUGAAAUAAAAACAGCUGAAACAUCAAAUACAUUAUUACUUGCUAGUCCACUUGAUUCAUCAUUAGCCAAUAAAGAAAAUGGAUGUAUUUCAUUAAAAGUUAAUUCUAUUCUACAUUCAAAACUUGAAUUAACACAAUGUGUACCAAGAAUAAGACGUAUUCGUCAAUUACUUGAAGAAAAUCCAUAUCAAGGUCAUUUCGAUGAUGAAGAGAAUACUUCACGAAAAAUUACAUUGGAAGAUCUAAAAAAUGAAGUUCAAGCUAGUGAUAAUACUAUUGAUAGUUAUUUAAAGAAACUCAAUGUAAUUACAGUUGAUGGUUAUUUACGUUCAAUGGAUUUUGAUUUUCGUACUAAACUUAUUGAAUAUACUUUUUCACUUAUAUCAAUUCAAGAUUGGUCAAAAGAUAAUAUUCCAAUUGAUAAAUGUGCUACUGAAAUGAAAGAUAUGUGUCCAAAAUAUAUUGCAAAACAAUUUCUUGAACAAAUUGGUACUAUUUCAACUGAUGGUAGUUCAAUUGCUUUGAAUGCUAGUGUAAUUUCAAUUCAUUAUGCAUUGGAUUUAUUACGAAAUUUAGAAAAAAUGAAAUUAUCAGAAUUUAUGACAUGUUGGAGAGAAUGUGUACCCAUUGAUUUUCCAAUUGAUUUGGAUCAACUAAAAGAAAAUGUUAUUAUUACUGAAGAUACUAUUGCAUAUAUUGAUAUCGAAGCAUUGAGUGAAAAAGCCGAUGAACGAAUCAAAACAUUAUUUUCUCGAAAGAAUAUUUGGACAUUAUCAGAAUUAGAACCAUUUCUAUCUAAUUUAAUUACAUCAAAUGCUGAAUUAAUUUCUUUAUUAGCAAUACAUACACGGAGUAUCAUGAAAGAUGGUCAAAAACAUUAUGUUCCAAAAUACAGUUAA
Molecule: messenger RNA, 1131 nt
Organism: Adineta steineri
Lineage: Eukaryota; Metazoa; Rotifera; Eurotatoria; Adinetida; Adinetidae
Source: the annotation of a GenBank genome assembly